AGCUUAGCUUUUUCUUCCGCAAAUCUUUAUUCUACUUCCCUCCAUUCAUUCCUUUGCUAUUGCUCCAUAUCACAUAGAAGUGUAUCAUCCAUCAUCUUCAUUGCACGAAGCUUGAUUUACAGGUCCAACAAUGGCGGCAACCGUAGCAGCAAUGGCCAUGACCAGCGCAAAAUGCUUCAAUUCAUCAAAACUCCCCAGCCCCACCAAGCUAUCCUCCAAACCCGCCUCUCUCCUUUCUUUGCAAAACCUCCCAAAGGGCCUAACCUCUGAAACCACCACCGUCUCCACAAACCCAUCAACCACAUUCGCCGGAACCGCCAUUGCCGGGGCUGUAUUUGCCGCUCUGAGCAGCUCCGACGCGGCCUUGGCAGCCCAACAGAUCGCUGAAAUAGCAGAUGGAGGGGAUAACAGGGGGCUAGCUCUGCUGCUACCAAUAAUCCCAGCAAUAGCAUGGGUUCUGUUCAACAUUCUUCAGCCAGCACUGAACCAGCUGAACCGGAUGAGAAGCACCAAGGGGGUGAUCGUUGGGUUAGGGCUCGGUGGUUUGGUGGGGUCAGGCCUCUUGGGGUGGGCCCCAGAGAGUUCAGCUGCUGAGGUGGCAACCAUUGCUGAGGCUGCAAGUGACAACAGGGGCCAGCUUCUGCUGUUUGUGGUGGCACCAGCGAUUCUGUGGGUGUUGUAUAACAUAUUGCAGCCUGCUCUCAACCAGAUCAACAGGAUGAGAUCUCAGUGAGUUUUGGUUUGUGUUGAUGAUGGUAAGAGGGGAUUUUUGUGGAAUGUAUAAAAAUUAUACAGUUUCAUCUUUGUGACUUGUAUUGUAAGGUACUGAAUGCCAAGGAUUAGCUUUUGAUUCUCUAAAUAUGCACUUUAAAGCCAA
Molecule: messenger RNA, 877 nt
Organism: Prosopis cineraria
Lineage: Eukaryota; Viridiplantae; Streptophyta; Magnoliopsida; Fabales; Fabaceae
Product: photosystem II core complex proteins psbY, chloroplastic-like
Exons: 1
Coding region: 131-733 (200 amino acids)
Biological process (GO): cell redox homeostasis; photosynthesis
Cellular component (GO): photosystem II; chloroplast thylakoid; membrane
Molecular function (GO): manganese ion binding
Source: RefSeq, a predicted model, not a curated record